AGUCAAUAACAUUAUACCUUAUAGUUGAUAGCAAUAGCUACCAACCUAAAUGCUAUGCUUCUAUAUAUACACAUUCAGAGAAAGCAGAAGAAAUUUAUAGCGUGGAGGAGUGCACAACACAAAGAAAAGUAAACACUGCCACAGGAAGAGUAUUACAUUACAAUGGCAGAGACAAAAGGCACAGUUUGUGUCACUGGAGGCACAGGCUUCAUUGGUUCAUGGAUCAUCAAGUCACUCCUUGAACAUGGAUAUUCUGUUAAUACAACUAUUAGAUCUGACCCAGGACGCAAGAGGGAUGUUAGCUUUCUCACAAAUCUACCUGGUGCAUCAGAAAAGCUACGUUUUUUCAACGCUGAUCUAAGUGACCCAGAGAGUUUUGGUCCAGCAGUAGAAGGGUGUGUAGGGAUUUUUCACACUGCCACACCGAUUGAUUUUGCAGUGAACGAGCCAGAAGAAGUUGUGACCAAAAGGGCCAUUGAGGGAGCACUGGGAAUACUGAAAGCAGCUGUGAAAGCAAAGUCAGUGAAGAGGGUUGUCUACACUUCUAGUGCUUCUACUGUUUCCUUCACUGGCUCAGAGCCACAAGAUGUGGUUGAUGAAAGUGCUUGGAGUGAUGUUGAUUUGCUCAGGAAGUUGAAGCCUUUCAGUUGGUCAUAUACAAUUUCAAAGGUGUUGACAGAAAAGGCAGUGUUUGAGUUUGGAGAACAGAAUGGAUUGGAAGUUGUGAGUCUUGUGCCUCCCUUUGUUGUUGGACGUUUCAUCUGUCCCAAGCUUCCUGACUCUGUUGAAAGAGCACUGCUUUUGUUGUUUGGCAAAAAGGAAGAAAUUGGAGUGAUUCGUUACCAUAUGGUUCAUGUGGAUGAUUUGGCUAGAGCACAUAUCUUUCUGCUAGAGCAUCCUAAUCCCAAAGGGAGAUAUAACUGUUCACCCUUCAUUGUACCCAUUGAAGAGAUUGCUGAAAUUAUUUCAACCAAAUACCCAGAAUUUCAAAUACCAUCUGUAGAAGAGGCGAAGGAAAUAAAAGGUGCCAAGUUGCCACAUUUAGACUCCCAGAAACUGGUGGAUGCUGGCUUUGAGUUCAAGUAUAGUGUGGAGGACAUUUUUACUGAUGCAAUUGAAUGCUGCAAGCAAAAUGGUUAUCUUUAAAUCAUUUCACUCAUCAAAUUCACAAAAUAAAAUCAAUGAUUGUUGGAGGCAUCUACGCUGUUUGAUGCAUCUUGUUAUUUUCCUAAUUAGUCAAUAAUGGAUAUAAUUUUUGUCCUUUGUCUCA
This is a messenger RNA of Vigna radiata var. radiata (mung bean), 1270 nucleotides long. Its product is annotated as vestitone reductase. The record is from RefSeq and is a predicted model, not a curated record. Gene Ontology annotation, molecular function: oxidoreductase activity, acting on the CH-OH group of donors, NAD or NADP as acceptor. Bases 163 to 1146 code for a protein of 327 amino acids. NCBI's taxonomy places the organism in Eukaryota, Viridiplantae, Streptophyta, Magnoliopsida, Fabales, Fabaceae. The transcript has 4 exons.